GCGUCCGUGCGUGUGCGUGCCAAUCCCAGUGUGUGUGCGUAAAGUGUUGGUGCGCGCACCGGGCUGCAGCUGAAACCCGUCCGGAGGUCUGAUCGAGGUGGGAGGAGACUGAAGCCGGAGAACUGAAGCCGGAGAGGGUCCUGCAGCGACGCGCAGAAGCAUUCCGGACUCCCGCACCCCGUCCGAGGAGGAGACAUCAUGGCUACGACUACCUGCACGCGUUUUACAGAUGAAUACCAGCUGUACGAGGAGCUUGGCAAGGGGGCCUUUUCAGUGGUGCGCCGCUGUGUCAAACUCUGCACAGGCCAAGAGUACGCCGCCAAAAUCAUCAACACCAAAAAGCUCUCGGCCAGAGAUCAUCAGAAACUGGAGAGAGAGGCCAGGAUCUGCAGAUUGCUCAAACACUCCAACAUCGUCCGUCUCCACGACAGUAUCUCAGAGGAGGGCUUCCACUAUCUCCUCUUUGACCUGGUGACAGGAGGGGAGCUGUUCGAGGACAUUGUGGCCAGAGAGUACUACAGCGAGGCAGAUGCCAGUCAUUGCAUCCAGCAGAUCCUGGAGGCCGUGCUCCACUGCCAUCAGAUGGGGGUGGUACACAGAGACCUCAAGCCGGAGAAUCUGCUGCUGGCCAGCAAGUGUAAGAACGCCGCCGUCAAACUGGCCGACUUCGGACUGGCUAUCGAGGUUCAAGGAGACCAGCAGGCUUGGUUUGGUUUCGCAGGGACCCCCGGUUACCUGUCCCCGGAGGUUCUGAGGAAGGAGGCGUAUGGGAAACCUGUGGACAUCUGGGCCUGCGGUGUGAUCCUUUACAUCCUGUUGGUUGGAUAUCCUCCCUUCUGGGAUGAAGACCAGCACAAACUCUACCAGCAGAUCAAAGCUGGAGCGUACGAUUUCCCCUCCCCAGAGUGGGACACGGUGACUCCAGAGGCUAAAAAUCUCAUCAACCAGAUGCUGACGAUCAACCCAGCCAAGAGAAUCACGGCCCAGGAGGCUCUGAAGCACCCAUGGGUCUGCCAACGCUCCACGGUGGCCUCCAUGAUGCACCGACAGGAGACGGUGGAGUGCCUGAAGAAGUUCAACGCCAGGAGGAAACUCAAGGGCGCCAUUUUGACAACCAUGCUCGUCUCCAGGAACUUCUCUGUGGGUCGACAGACUACAGCCCCCGCUUCUGUCAGCGCCGUGGCAGGAACCACCGCCGGCAUCGUGGAGCAAGCAGCCAAGAGUCUCCUCAACAAGAAGGCUGAUGUCAAGCCCCAGACAAACAGCACGAGAAACAGCAUAGUCACCAGUCCCAAAGGCAACGUCGCCUCUGCUGCGCUGGAGCCUCAGACUACUGUAAUCUAUAACCCCAUAGAUGGGACCAAGGAAUCAUCUGACAGCAGCAACACCACCAUCGAGGAUGAGGAUGUGAAAGCUCGCAAACAGGAGAUCAUAAAGAUCACGGAGCAGCUUAUCGAAGCUGUCAACAAUGGAGACUUUGAGGCCUACGCGAAGAUCUGCGACCCUGGUCUGACCUCGUUUGAACCAGAGGGUCUGGGUAACCUGGUGGAGGGGAUGGACUUCCACAGAUUCUACUUUGACAAUCUCCUCUCCAAGAACAGCAAACCCAUCCACACCACCAUCUUAAACCCUCACGUGCACAUGAUCGGGGACGACGCUGCCUGCAUCGCCUACAUCCGCCUGACGCAGUAUGUGGACGGGCAGGGCCGUCCCCGCUCCAGCCAAUCAGAAGAGACCAGAGUAUGGCACCGCAGGGACAGCCGGUGGCAGAACGUCCACUUCCACUGCUCAGGAGCUCCCGCCGCCCCGAUGCAGGGAUGAGAGACUCGUGAGGAGGCAGAGGGAAGCAGAAAGGGAAUAAGUGGAUAAUCCAAGAGAGCGUAUCAGCACCGAGAGAGAGGUGCAGGUGGAUGGAUGGUGGCUUAAGGGAGUCUUGAAGAGUCUGAUUUAAGGGAUCACGGCCGUCCUCCUGCGCUCUGCACACCCACCUCGCUCUUUUCUCUCUCUCUCUCUCUCUCUCUCUCUCUCUCUCUCUCACUCUCUCUCUCUCUCUCUCUCUCUCUUUUUGUCUCUUUACAACCUCAAACUCAGACAGACACUCCCAUCGCCAAAUCCUUCGCUACAGCAGAGGGCAUAUCAGCCAAAAAAAGGAAACUCUUUAGCCUGCGUCUCGUCCUCGGUCAGUCGGCCUGUUUGUGGCCGUGAAGGCCCGGCGUACCUGGACGACACCUGUCCUCUGUCCCCGUGGUUCUGUGCAGUGUGGCGCUCUCCUGCUGAAGAUUUACCCUUUUACUUCUCAGAUUAUUGUUCCUUAAUCUCGUAUUAUUAUGGCUGCAGUCUGUUGUUGUGCUCUUUACACUGUACAGUAUAUUUAUUAGUCCUCCUGAUAUCUUCUUCUUCUUCUUCUUCUGUUUUUUAUAUAACGAGCAUGUCUCUUAUUACCUGUGGCUGUUUCUCUGCACGACUAAGGCUGCCUGUGUGAAAUGAACAAACAGCACCACGUGUCUCACAGAGGACAGACCAGCGGGUGUGUUUAAUUAUCCCUCUGUUCUGUUUGUUGUUUUUUUUUUAACCCAUUCUUUCUCUGGAGUGUGUUUGACCCUGACCCGACGCCUCCGUGUGUCCGCCCCGGACCCCUCUGAGCCGCUCUGUGAGACCGUGAAAACCAUGCAGCAUGCUAACACGUACCCGUCGUUCUUGACUGAUUCUCUAUGUACUGAACAUUGCAAGUUAACUACUGAGAUUAAGACAAUGGUUGAAAUUAUAGUAUCACGCUGUUUAUGUAAAUUUCCAGUUUCAUCGUGGUGACUACAGUUAUGCUCUAGAUGGUAUUUAAUUGCAUGAUAUUCCAAGUUAAUAACUUUGGUAAGUUGGGUGUUAUCGUGCAUUUUGUUGAUUUUUCUCUUUUCGGACUGAAGCGUUGCUGAGCUAUGAUCUAUUGCCUCUAUUUUCUGGGCUUUUUAAGUGCAUAAAUUAAAUUUUGUGUUUAUAUGAUAGUGUAGUAUACACGAGGAUACCGGCGAGGAUUUACGACAGAAUAUGCCUUUUAAAGAAGUCGCUGGAUGCAGAUCGCUAUAUUGCUCUUUCAGAGACAAAAGCCAAGAUACUGAUUAAUUAUUUAUUUAUAUAUUUAUUUUAUGUAGAGUAGAAUGAAGUUAAUGUUUCAUCUUAUUUAGAAUAUAUAAAGCUUAAGAGGCGAGUAUUUUAAUAAACAAGAGAGUGCACUGGUACCAGGGACAAACAGCCAGUGAGUGACAGAACAUCGUCUUCAAACUCCAAAUAUAAAGUCUCAGAAAAGUUUACAUGACUAGUACAGAAGAGCUGGGCCACUGAAAAGAAAUAUUAAGAGAGGAGGUAAGGCAAGUAAAAAAGAAAAAAAAUCACACUUUUUUAAAUUCUAAGAUUAAAGUCAUAAUUC
Notolabrus celidotus (New Zealand spotty) is the source of this 3418-nucleotide messenger RNA. It is a transcript of the gene camk2b2, whose product is annotated as calcium/calmodulin-dependent protein kinase type II subunit beta. NCBI's taxonomy places the organism in Eukaryota, Metazoa, Chordata, Actinopteri, Labriformes, Labridae. The transcript has 21 exons. The record is from RefSeq and is a predicted model, not a curated record. Gene Ontology annotation, cellular component: neuron projection; cytoplasm. Gene Ontology annotation, molecular function: ATP binding; calmodulin binding; calcium/calmodulin-dependent protein kinase activity. Bases 199 to 1821 code for a protein of 540 amino acids. Gene Ontology annotation, biological process: protein phosphorylation.